This is a messenger RNA of Scheffersomyces stipitis CBS 6054, 1294 nucleotides long. RefSeq names its product CAP domain-containing protein. The transcript has a single exon. NCBI's taxonomy places the organism in Eukaryota, Fungi, Ascomycota, Pichiomycetes, Serinales, Debaryomycetaceae. The coding region runs from base 323 to 1069 and encodes 248 amino acids. The record is from RefSeq and is a predicted model, not a curated record. Gene Ontology annotation, cellular component: extracellular region.
CAUCUCCAUAACGUUUGGAAACCAUCUUCUCUCCUUUUCACCCACCACCGCUCUUUACUGUUGCAACAUCGCAUCUGGGUCCACAUUCUAAGGCACGCUUUUCGCUACUUUAUUUUCUCACUAAUUCCGCAUCCCGGUCAAACAGUCUCGCGAGUAUCGUCUGGUGUAUUUCUCCUUCGUUUAAAUAUCACCGUGAUUCCUCUUCUACGUGAUCGUUGUUUUCUUGCUCUGUACCGCUGGGUCUCUCAAGUUAGUCUUCAAUCCGUUCCUUACAUCCACUCCUUCUUAGUGUCGCCUUGAACGUCCUUUCCUUACAUUCAUAAUGAGAUUUUUUACCUUCGCUCUUUUCUCGCUCUUGAGCGUGGUCUUUGCCGACAUUGUCUACGUCACUCAGACUCACAUAGUCACCGUUCUCGACGGUGUUACCACUAUUUUUAUCAAUGGCCAGACCCCAGCCGCAACUACCUCGUCUGUUUCCACAAAGGCCCAGGCCAGAGUCAUCGUCACAACCGUUGUUGACGGUAACGAUGCUACUACUGCUCCAGCUCCUGCACCUGCACCAACCACUUCGGCUACUGCUGCUGCAGCUCCUGCUCCAGCUCCUUCUCCAGCAUCCUCCGCAGCUCCAGCCAACGACUUUGGCAGUGCUGACAAGGAUUUCGCCCAGUCAAUCUUGGAUGCCCAUAACCAGAAGAGAGCCGACCAUGGUGUCAGUGCCUUGACCUGGAGUGACGACCUCUAUCAGUAUGCUCAGAACUAUGCCAACGGCUACCUGUGUUCUGGUAGCUUGGUCCACUCCGGUGGUAAGUACGGUGAAAACUUGGCUGUCGGAUACCUGAGCGGUGUCACUGCCUUUGAUGCCUGGUACGUGGAAGGUGACGACUACAACUACAACGCCGCCACUCAAUGGGACCACUUUACCCAAGUUGUCUGGAAGGGUACUACCCAGCUUGGUUGUGCCUACAAGGACUGCUCGGCUGAAAACUGGGGCAAGUACGUUAUCUGCUCCUACAACCCUCCUGGAAAUGUUAUCGGUCAAAUCAAGGAAAAUGUUCUUCCUUUGGUUUAAAUUCAUUGGUAGUGGUGGCUUGCUCUUAUGUAUCAUGCCGCAUCUUUUUACUCCUUUUUUUUUGAAAAGUAGGUCAAAAUUUACAAGUACUUUUCAUUCCUUUAGUUCUUGACGGUUUUUUUCCUAAAAAAAGUUGUUUUCUGUUUUUGGAGCAAAGACAAUUGGUUUUCUUUCUACUAUAUAUUAUGGCACUUUCAUACUAAAAAAAUUCAUUAUUUACAUUCG